AUGCCAGCUAUCACUACUACACUGUCCCGAGACGAUCACGGCAUCUCCAAUGGGCUCACCAAGCGGGGUUGGGCUGGGCAGGAGCCGGGCGUGAUCCUGGUUUUCUGCAUUGUGUUCAUCGUUGGUUGCGGUAUGUUUGCGCAUAUUGUACAACGAGCAAUCAAACAUCGAAGAGAAGAGCGGGAGAAGUGGGUAGUGACAGAGAUCAAGGACGACGAUCUCCCCUCAAACUAG
This is a messenger RNA of Penicillium canescens, 234 nucleotides long. RefSeq lists its product as uncharacterized. The record is from RefSeq and is a predicted model, not a curated record. The transcript has a single exon. Bases 1 to 234 code for a protein of 77 amino acids. NCBI's taxonomy places the organism in Eukaryota, Fungi, Ascomycota, Eurotiomycetes, Eurotiales, Aspergillaceae.